Molecule: messenger RNA, 781 nt
Organism: Salvelinus sp. IW2-2015
Lineage: Eukaryota; Metazoa; Chordata; Actinopteri; Salmoniformes; Salmonidae
Source: RefSeq, a predicted model, not a curated record
AGCAUGUUACUGUACAGCCACUGCGUUACAUUUUCAACCCGUAUACAGGUACGAGUGUAAAGGGUUACUAAAUCACAGUGGGAGCACAUCAAAGUUAUGAACGGGUAUUCAUAAUUUCUUUGUAUUUGAUCUUCUGUCAUGCUCUAUCCAAAACAGGACGUCAUCAGAGGGCAAGGAUAUCAUCAACCAGAGGACAGAGCUGUUCCUGGCUAUUAUCCUCAAGACUAAUGUGUCUGCAUGUAACUUUGUCCAGUCCUUUCUGGGAUGGGAGUUUUGGAGACAGCGCUGUCCUGAAAGCACGUUUAAAACCCACUACAGCCUGGGGGUGACUAGUUCCAUGUUGCCAGAACUGCAGCAGAAUACCGUUUGCAUCGGAGCCACAGCCAUUCCCCCAUAUCCAACCGCCACAGGCACAUCGGCAACAGGGGUGCGGAGAACAGAAUGGAAUCAGACAGAGGCAGGAGAAGAGAAGUUUCCUCGACCACUGAACCAUCAAACACAGACCAGACUCCAACCCCUGAGACCUCCAGUCCACAAUCCCCUCAGCCAGACACAGACCAGACCCCAACCCCUGAGACCUCCAGUCCACAAUCCCCUCAGCCAGACACAGACCAGACCCCAACCCCUGAGACCUCCAGUCCACAACCCCCUCAGCCAGACACAGACCCCAACCCCUGAGACCUCCAGUCCACAACCCCCUCAGCCAGACACAGACCAGACCCCAACCCCUGAGACCUCCAGUCCACAACCCCCUCAGCCAGACACAGACCCCAACCCCUGA